Rhopalosiphum padi (bird cherry-oat aphid) is the source of this 3536-nucleotide messenger RNA. Its product is annotated as spondin-1-like. NCBI's taxonomy places the organism in Eukaryota, Metazoa, Arthropoda, Insecta, Hemiptera, Aphididae. Gene Ontology annotation, molecular function: serine-type endopeptidase inhibitor activity. Bases 146 to 2209 code for a protein of 687 amino acids. Gene Ontology annotation, biological process: cell adhesion. The record is from RefSeq and is a predicted model, not a curated record. The transcript is spliced from 11 exons. Gene Ontology annotation, cellular component: extracellular matrix.
UGUUGAUUAAACUACAAUGAUAUUAUAGACGUCGUACGAUAAUACCACUACUAUUAAUAAUAAAAAUAUACCGACCGACGAGUAACGGGACGCCGUCGCAGUGAACGCAAUCGGACGGUUCUAUUCGAUCGGCUUCUUCGUCGAGAUGCUGGCCAAAAUCGUGAUCGUGUGUUUGGCGUUCUUGUCCGCGGGACGCGCCUGCGAAGAAAAUAACUUGCAGCCUUUGGAAACGGCCAAGGCGUCGGAAAAAUGGACGAGCCACGGUUUCAAAAUGUCCAUAUUUGGCAACCCGGACAAAUACAUACCGCAUUCGAUGUACAUCGUAACGAUCGAAAGUGAAAACUUUGAUUUUAAUUCGUUUCUGGUAACUGCGGAACGCGAUUGCUAUGGUACGGUUAUCGAAGAUUGUGGUGAUCCCGCAUCACCGGACCGCUCAGGUUCGCUUCAACUAUUACCGUCUGACGACGGUGCUACGUUCCACCCGGAGUGCAUUAACACUAUUGUCCAGUCUGAUCCGGAAGUCAAGUUACAAAAAUUGCGGUUCGUGUGGUCAGCCCCAAAAACCGGAAGCGGUUGCGUAUACAUAAGGGCAUUGAUAACCUAUGAAAACGGUUACAAUAAAUACAAGAAUAUUGAACUGUUGAAGGAACUAUGCGAAAUGUCUUUUGAUACAGUAACAAAGCCAAACACUCCGACUGAAACCGAAAGUUGUUGCGCUUGUGACGAAGCCGUUUAUGAGAUGAAAUUCGAAGGACUUUGGUCACCAGAAACUCAUCCAAAGGACUUCCCAAGUGCUUUGUGGCUUACACACUUCAGUGACAUAAUCGGUGCAACACACGAUAAAAACUAUUCCUUUUGGGCUGAGGGCCAGUGGGCUACCGACGGUGUUAGACAGUUGGCCGAAUGGGGUUCAACGGCAAUUUUGGAAUCUGAAUUAAGGCAACAGAAAAAACAUUUGAGAACUUUGAUCAAAGCCGCAGGGCUUUGGCAUCCACGAGUAAACGCUAACGCCACGUCUAAAUUCCGAGUGGACAAGAAACAUCAUUACAUCUCCUUGGCUUCUAUGCUCGGCCCGUCCCCUGAUUGGAUCGUAGGGGUUAACGGUCAUAAUUUAUGCGAAAAGAAUUGUCAGUGGGUUCAAAACAGAACUAUAGACUUGUACGUCUACGACGUUGGAACAGACAGCGGACGAACAUACAUGUCACAUAAUCAAGAAACUUCACCACAUGAACGCAUUUUUCGAAUCACCCCGUUGUAUCCGGAUGAUCCCAGAUCGCCUUUUUUCAACGAAAAUGGCAAUGAGAUGGCUCCUUUGGCGCGUUUACAUUUGAACAGAAUCAACGUCAUACCGAAGUCUUGUUCCGAUAAGGUGAUAACAGACUUGAUAGACGAACUCGCAGUGUCGGAAAAUUCACAAGAUGUAUUAAGGCCUGAAUGUGCUGUAUCGAAAUACUCUGAAUGGACCAAGUGCAACGUGGCUUGUGGAAAAGGCCUCAGAUCGAGAAGUAGAAAUUAUUUAAAUGAGACCGCUGCCCAGCAGUUUGGUUGUGACAGACAAUUGGUAUCGAAAGAAAUGUGCCUGUCCGCGGUGCCUAUUUGCCCUGGUGAAACAGAACAAGAAGAUGAUAGCCUGCUAAUAGAUGACGCAAAAUGCAACACCACGGAAUGGACACCGAUGUCCGAGUGUUCAGUAUCAUGUGGUAUUGGAUUUAUGUUCCGAACUAGACAAUUUUUAGAUCAUACGAGUUAUAAAAAGUGUCGCCACAUCGGACUUGUCAUGAAGAAGAAAUGCAUGCAACCAGCUUGCACUAAAGUUGCUGAACAGUCGUCUUUUACUAGCAUAUGUCCAGUAACCGAAUGGAGUAUGUGGAGUCCGUGCAACGUAACUUGUGGCCAAGGGUUGUCGGUUAAGUCUCGGUUGUUACUCGUGUCUGGUGAAAAUUACACGAAAUGUAUCGAUAAAGUCGUGUUAGAGGAAACACGAAUAUGCAAUGGAACGCGUCCUACCUGCGAAAUCAACUCGUCUCUUGCUAAAGAAAUAUGUAGUAUGGACAAAAACGAAGGUGCUUGUAACGUAAACACUGUGCGUUAUUAUUAUGAUAAAGAAUUUAAGAUUUGUAAACAGUUCAAGUAUGGCGGAUGCCGGGGCAAUGAAAAUAAUUUUAAAAGUGCCAAAGAAUGCUACAAAGUGUGUCGCGGUGUGGUUUGAAGACAUUACUACGUAUUUCAAGAAUAAGUGUCUUUAGGUAGCAUAUAUAGUUAUAACUUCAUAAGAUAUAUAAUAUAAUAAUAAUAAUGGGACGUUUAUAAGCGGUACAGACUUUUACUAUAUAUACGUACAACAACAGUACGUCGUACACUUAACGGGCCGGACGAAAAUAGUCAACAUAUUAUUUUUAUUGUGGAAUCGUAAUUAUUAUCACGAUGUUAUAUUAUUUCUCUACAACUAUACAUUAUAAAUAACUUAUUUAAAAAUCGUUUUUCUACAUCAGAACCGCAUUAAUUUUGUAUCGUUAUCAUAUUAUCGUUUAUAAAUUAGUUAUCACGAUUGCAAAAUAAACAAUUUGUUUUUAUUAUUCAAAUCAAAUAUCACCAUCACGUUUUUUACCGGUUACGAGGGACUACAUAGGGUCCUAUGGUCUUCGGUUAAAAAGUUUGGUAUAUAUUAUGGGAGAUGGUAAACUGUGACAAAAUUACACCAUUUCUAAAAUUCGAUAUGUAAACUGCGCAAAAAAAAAAUAAAAAUUAACAUUAUACAAACUGCGACAAUUUAUUUUAUAUAAUAUAUAAUAUAUAUAUAAAUAUUAUAUGUACAUAGUCGAUACGAUAACACAUAUACGUUAGUCAUUUAAUUAAAUAUACAUUUUAUGGUAUUGGUAUAGCUAUAGGUGAUGUACCAAAAAUGAUUUUUCUUGUAGAGUAAUAUUUUCGUUGUUUAAGACCAAUUUGGCUUUCUUAAAUUGUCGCAGUUUACAUAUCGACUUUUAGAAAAGGUGUGAUUUCUUCGCAGUUUACUUACAGCCAGAUUCACAUACCAUAUGGUCUGAAUUUUAAGUGGAUACCUGAGAUGGUACAUAUAUCUAUAUAAUCUAAACUAUAAAAUAUAUUAGACGAUUACGGUUUGUCUAAAAGCAAUAAAUUAUAUAUCGAUAUUGUUUUAAUUAUUUUUGUCCUAGUUAAUAAUUUAUGGGUACGUUUUUUUUUUUUUUUUAAUAAGGUAUACGUGUAUCAUGUAUAUGUAUUAUGCAUAUUAGUUCGUAUAUUGUUAACGUUUCACGGUUUAAACUGGUUUAUGUUGUAAUAGCUAAACGCUAAUUAAACACAGGCUAACAUAUUAUGAUGAUAUUGAUAACAUUUUGCAGCCAUCGACUUAAGGCUAUGAAUUUAAAUGUAAUUUUUUACAUUGGUUCAAGAGUAAAUCUCCUGGACUUGUAAAAAAUAAUUAUCGAGUGUUAUAUUGUUAAGUUUUCUACCUAUUUUAAUUUAACACGUAAUAUUUCUUGUGCAAGCACAAUAAAUGAAUACGAACAAUUUAA